Molecule: messenger RNA, 810 nt
Organism: Cyclocybe aegerita
Lineage: Eukaryota; Fungi; Basidiomycota; Agaricomycetes; Agaricales; Hemipholiotaceae
Source: the annotation of a GenBank genome assembly
AUGGGACUUAAGCCACUUUCAGAGAACACUGCUUCUGAACGGGCCAUACUUCGUGGCGUCAAGGGAAGGUCUUUGUCCUUUUUCGGCGUGUGUCAUACUCAAUAUUCCAAUCGCUACGUUUCCGGCCUCUUUCCGUUCUUUCACUGCCCGCCGUCCAACGACCCCCCUCUGCUGAGCAGAGCGUCAACUUCUACCAUGCCUAUCACACCAUCUCAUUGGAAUUUCAUUCGUUUAUCCUUGAUCCUUAUCAUCAGUAUCCUCCAUACAAUCGUCUUCAGCCUCUCCCUAUAUGCUGCACUUCAUGACGAACUCGGCUCAACUGGAAUUACCCAAAUAUGCACCAUAACUCUCAAUGUUGUGGCUCUCGGUGUCAGUUUCGGCCACUUCGUAGUGCGGCGUCUACGAAGGGACAGAGAUGUCAACGUGUACUUCGCAACGUUUGUCCUCUUAUUCAUUGUUACUAGCUGCCAAGCAGCUGCGUUUAACAUAAUGGAUGCCCUCAGACCAGAAGCAUUCGCCAAUGACUACGUAACACUGGGAGGAGCGGCUGCAAGCAAAGCGGUGUUAAUUAUCUCCUACUUUUCAUUGGGUCUGUGCGUCUUUGGACUUAUCGUCGCUUCGAAGAAGGGUACCUAUGCGCGGAAAGAACGCAAGCCAUUCAAGUUUCGAGAAGGUCCGGGUCUAUCUUACCCGAUAGGGGUUCCUCCGGCCGCGCAUCAAGUGGACGAUCUCGAGCGAGGAAGCGACGCCAGUCGGGAGUCGUAUAGGACUGCUCACUCCAAGUCCGAAUUCGUUGACAUCAGACUUUAA